This is a messenger RNA of Didymodactylos carnosus, 2118 nucleotides long. The record is from the annotation of a GenBank genome assembly. Lineage: Eukaryota; Metazoa; Rotifera; Eurotatoria; Philodinida; Philodinidae.
AUGGAUAACAGAAGUCGACGAAAUUCUAUUGAAUUUUUGACAAUGUCACAAACAUUACAAUUAAAAUUGGAUGAAAGACGUGCAUCACAAUUAUCAUUAACAAGAAGAAAAAUUGUUAGUGCUCAGAGUGAACCAGCGCCCGAUCCAACAAAUUUAGGCUUGGGAGUUGUAAUUAUUUUGGUUAUUCUUCUUAAUGCUUGUUUUAAUUUUUAUCAAGAAGUAAAAUCAAUUAAAAUAGUUGCUUCAUUUUCAAAAAUGAUACCAGAAAAAGCAAUUGUACAUCGAAAUGGUAUUGAAGAAGAAAUAAUGGCCGAUGAAUUAGUUCCAGGUGAUAUUGUAUCGAUACAUAUGGGAGAUAAAGUUCCAGCUGAUUGUCGUCUAAUUACAUGCGAAGGUUUACAGGUGAACAACAGCGAUUUAACAGGCGAAAGUGAACCGGUUCGUUGUACAACAAAAUGUACAAAUUUAAAUUAUUUAGAAUCGGCUAAUCUUAUAUUUUAUUCAUCAUUGGUUGUACAAGGUAGUGCCGAAGGAAUUGUUAUUUCUACGGGUGAUAAAACCGUUUUAGGACAAGUUGGUAAACUAACUCGUGGUUCUGGCUCAUCGGAUAUAACUGCAUUACAUCGGGAAAUAAAUCGUUUCUGGAUAACAUGGGCUGCUUGGCUAAAUGUGAAGCAACAUGGCUAUAUUAGCGCUAAUGGGAAUGUUGUCAAUAGUAUUGGAAUGGUUAUUGCAUUUAUUCCAGAAGGACUUCCAGCUGCAGUUACUCUAGUGUUGACAAUUGUUGGUAAGUAUUCAAUGUACAAAGCUAGUUUUCAAACAUUUCUCGUAUUUGAACAAGAAUUCCUUUUUAUUUAACUUGAUUUUAAAUGAGAGAGUAUUCGGACUGGAGCGGAGGGUAAAAAAUAAAGUCAAUUACUAGAUGUGCAAAUCUUCUAAACGGUCAUUUAUCAUCGAAAAGUAUGUACUUUUUCUAGGACGGUCAAUCUCAGUGUGUCAGAAGCUUGGCGUGUUAAAAAAAUUUCUUAUUUGCUAUUUUUCUCGUGAACUAUUACAUCAAACGAAAAAAUGAUUGCAAAAUCCACUCGAUCGGACUCGGAGAUUGGAAUCUGGUCAAUUCCUUUGUGUUCCGAUAUUUUUUUCCCGGAGGAUCUGGAGAUCGGAUCCGAUAUCCGGAACUAGGUGGAUCCGUUAAUUUUCGGUGACCAGAAAUCGACGGAUCCUGUGAUGUGCACUUUAUACUUUUCUCUUUCUUUUCUGUGCACAUAAUAUAUCCACCGUUUUGUUUUACGACAGGAGCAUUUUAAUUACGACACUACAGAAAAUGAAAAAUAAGAAGUUGUCCUUCUCAAAUUCUUAACAGUGUGAAUCAUCGUUCACACUGUUCAACGGACGCGUUGUACACGUCCGAGCUAGUGAGCCCCACCACUCUCUCGAAUGAACAGAGAGAAGAACCAUUAGAAAAUGAAAGAAAAACUUGAAGACUAUUUUUAACCUCAAAAUUGAUCACAUUCUGUCAAAUCCAACGAAAUCCGAUUCAUCGGCCGGAAGAUGUCUGAUCCUGUCGGAUCUUUUCCGAUAUCUUCCGGCACGGAUUCCAAGCAACGGAUUUCCUGUAUGGUUGCUGUCGGAUUUUACUGAAUUCCUACAACUUCCGGCAUGUUCCGAUGUUGGAUCUUGACGCCGGAAUGGACGACUUGGGUUGUCACUCUUAGCCAAAACAUAAGAAAUAAAAUCGCCAUUUGAUAGGCUUAAACAACAGCGGUAGACAAGUAGAAUGCAUUAUUAGUCUUAGUGUUUAAAGCUAGAUGGUCACUUCUCAGAGUGUGUUUUGCAUACUUACGACCUACGUCCUAGACUGUCACUAGGAAUCCGCUUGACGUUCACUGUAUGUGUCAUGUAAAUAGUUUAGUUCUUACAGUUACAUAAUGUGUACAGCUGUGAUUAAUGUGCCCUCAAUGUUACGCAUACAUGUUAGAUUUUGGGAUACUACCUUAUAGUAUCUACAGACUAAAAUUUAUUUUUCUUUACCCCACAGUGGACAUCCAGGCGGACAUUCAGCGAGGAAUUUACGAAUAAAAAGUGCUGAAGAACAAAUACCUCAUAUGAAUUGACCCC